GGGACGGAAGGAAAGCGGGCGGUAGAGGGACCCGGGCUCGAAACUUGAUUCUCGGGGGAGGGGAAGUUCCCGCCCAGGAACCCGAGCGGCGACGUCGGGAGUGGCCUCAGGAAACUGAAGCUGAGAGAAGUUAAUUGACUUGCCAGUGGUUAUUAAGUUGAUUAUGGAAGAUUCCCACAAAAGUAACAGUUCAGAGACAGCACCACAACCAGGUACAACAGUGCAGGGUGCUCAUAUCUCUCACAUUGCUCAACAGAUGUCACUAAGAGGAGCUGCACCAAUGACAGUUGUACAUCUUUCUGGAGAACAAGUACAGAGUCAGGGGGUCAUCCAGACUGCUCAUUCGUCUUCAGUAAUCCACCCCCCGCAAGUACAGACAGUUCAGGUAUCAUCCUGGUCAGAUAGUGAGGAUUCUCAGGAUUCAUCUGAUAGCAUAGGCUCUUCACAGAAAGCUCGGGGGAUUCUGGCACGGCGUCCAUCUUAUAAAAAAAUCUUGAACGAUCUUUCUUCAGAAGACACCAGAGAUAGGAAAGGGGACGCAGAAAGCCCUGGAGUUUCAACAGUCACAUCUAUGUCUGUCCCAACUCCUAUCUACCAGACCAGUACUGGACAAUACAUUGCUAUUGCCCCAAAUGGAACAUUACAGCUGGCCAGUCCAAGCACAGAGGCAGUACAGGGGUUACAAGCAUUAACGAUGACAAAUGCAAGCAAUACUCAACAAGGAACAACAAUUCUUCAAUAUGCACAAACAUCUGAUGGACAGCAGAUACUUGUCCCUAGCAACCAAGUGGUUGUACAGACUGCAUCAGGAGAUAUGCAGACUUAUCAGAUUCGUGCCACACCAGCAAAUACUAAUCUUCCACAGACAGUAGUGAUGACAUCUCCAGUCACUUUAACAUCUCAGACAACCAAAACAGAUGAUCCACAGAUGAAAAGAGAAAUAAGAUUGAUGAAAAAUAGAGAAGCUGCUCGAGAAUGCCGUAGAAAGAAAAAAGAAUAUGUUAAGUGUCUGGAAAAUCGUGUUGCAGUCUUGGAAAAUCAAAAUAAAACUUUAAUAGAAGAAUUAAAAACUUUAAAAGAUCUCUACUCCCAUAAAAAUGUUUAAGAAAAGUUAAACAAAUUUUAUGGACUUACCUAAAAAUUUAAUUGAUUUUUUUAAAUGGAAUUUUAAAAACUAAAAGGUCAAAAAUGAAACUUUUAAAACUGGGAGUUGCAGCAUGAAAAUUCUAUUUACAAGGUGCUGGUGACAGUACCUAAUGAAAAUAAGAGGACUUCAAGCAAGCUUCUUGCACAACUGGAACCUCUAUUGCAAUUAACAUUAACAGUUGUACCAGAAUGUGGAUUUCAACAAUUUCCCAGGUAGUACUUAUCAACAGAGAUAACAGAGAUUUUUGCAAUUGAGACUAUUCAUUAAUGGAAAUUUUAUGUGGGAUUUUUAACCAACAUUCUAUUUGGUAUAGAUUUUCAUUACUUACUAGGUUCUGAAAUGUGCCCUUUUCUGUUUGUAUAAAUAUUUUUUCAAAAGUCACUAUUCUAAAUUGCAAAUUUACAAGAAAAUCUAAUGCUUUGUAAAAUGUAUAAAUUAUGUGUACUUUCUCAAUUGUCAAAUCUUUAAAAUAAUCUUUUGAAAAAUGUUUGUUUUGUAAGAGGUUUAGGGGAGAAAAAAUGGAACAAUCGUUUUUCAGGUUUUGUCUUUCUAGAUGUCCAAGCCAUGUGAACUGAAAAUGAAACUUUCAAAGAAGUAUUCCAAUCAUUUUAUAGAAACAUGUCAGUAAACUGGACAAAAUAGUAAUGAUUUUGCUUUUUGGGGGUGUGGUAACUUUCUCUAAAUGUAUCAUAAUAAAUCAUGUGCUGAUUCUGUAUGCAGCUGAUAUACAUUACUUAUUCUACUGUGCUUUAAUAGAAAGAAAUGUUUACAAGCCCCUAAAAUUAUUUUAGAGGAUUUUUAAAAAUCACCUCAAGAUACAUACCAAAGUAUUUUUCCAAGAGGGUUUUUUUUCCUAAUCAAAAUCUAAUGUAGGGCAUAUCAGUUUAAAAAUAAUGCAAUUUUAAAACAACUAUUCAUGUAGAAAAUAUUUUGUGAAGUAAUAAAUGGUACCUUUGUAAGAAAAAAGUGACUAUUUUUAUAGUUAAUCUUCAUAAAUUCUAAAAAUUGUUUUUAUGCGUAUUUUAUCUGUUUGUAUGGAUUUUAGUAAAAAAAAUAGAUAUUUUUUGUCUCAGAUUAUCAUUUUUAUAUUCUCGUGGGGAAUGAGGUUUUCUGAAUUGCAAGUAUUUCAAUUAUGUGCAUUUCUGUACAAUUAACUGGAAAUCUCAAAUAUGCUGUUAUUAGUACAUCAGUACUUAUGUAAUCAAACUGCUCAUUUUUGAGUUUACCUACAAAAAUAUCAGCUCCUAAUAUAAUAUGUACCAUUUUGUCUUAUUCCUAUAAAAAUUAAAGGGCAUUUGAGA
Messenger RNA from Sarcophilus harrisii (Tasmanian devil), 2448 nucleotides. RefSeq names its product activating transcription factor 1 (gene ATF1). The transcript is spliced from 9 exons. NCBI's taxonomy places the organism in Eukaryota, Metazoa, Chordata, Mammalia, Dasyuromorphia, Dasyuridae. Gene Ontology annotation, biological process: regulation of transcription by RNA polymerase II. Gene Ontology annotation, molecular function: DNA-binding transcription factor activity, RNA polymerase II-specific; protein binding; RNA polymerase II cis-regulatory region sequence-specific DNA binding. Gene Ontology annotation, cellular component: nucleus; ATF4-CREB1 transcription factor complex. Bases 164 to 1105 code for a protein of 313 amino acids. The record is from RefSeq and is a predicted model, not a curated record.